Messenger RNA from Lingula anatina, 3429 nucleotides. RefSeq lists its product as uncharacterized. Gene Ontology annotation, molecular function: cAMP binding. Gene Ontology annotation, biological process: spermatogenesis. The record is from RefSeq and is a predicted model, not a curated record. Lineage: Eukaryota; Metazoa; Brachiopoda; Lingulata; Lingulida; Lingulidae.
ACAUUGUCCUCAAAUCAGCGCCCGGGAUUAAAAACGUAAUUUCUUUCAACAAUUGGCAAAUACAGAUUGUCUUUCACUGAUCUUCAAGACGAACAACUUCGCAAACAAGUUAAAAAUGUCAAGCGCAAAAGGAGAUAAACACGUUAAAUUUGGAUUAGGUGAGCGUUUGGUUUUUCUUAAGGAUGAUUCUAACAGGGAAAGAACGCCAAACUUAAUAGGAAGGGAAAGCAAGAAUGGAAGAUAUGGGAAUAGUACGCUCGAGAACAAAUCGACUUCUUUUUCUCCCUCCUCUUCUUCUUCGAAUUCACCUCGGCAUAUUCGUGCGCUCACAGCAGCUGGCAGACGAGCGGAUUCCAAAGGCAACUUUCGCAGUCGCACCUCUCUUGGAAAAUUUUCAGAAAGAGACUCUCAGAUGGACAAUGUUGCAGAUGUUAGCAUUCCACAGGUUUCAAAGGAGAGAAAACACAUCAAAAGUGCCCUUCGCUCUUCUAAAGAAACGAGAGAAACCAGCAUUACUGACCAAAGAGUCCAAUUUGCAGACGAUAGAAUUAAAGGUAAUCGAUCUCCUCGCUCAACGAUCUUGCCAAAGAUUAAAGUCGCAUUUUCUGAUGGAUCAGAUAGCACAGAAAAUGCUUUUCAAAAGGACCUCACUGAUAUUAAUUCGAAUUUAACCGAUGCAAGCGACCAAAAUCACAAUUCCGGUGUGAUAAAGUCCAACUCUGGUGACGAAGAUAAAAUGCCUGCUGGGCAAUCUUUUGACACCACGGCAGCUAAUGAAACUGCCAUUAAAAACCCUCUAGUCACUAAAAUUACACAGGACGGAUUGAUGGCGUUUCCACUAUCGGGUGACUCCGAGAGUGAUAAAUCGUCCGAACUAGGGCAAGAUCGGAUAAAUUCGGAAAACAUCGGUUAUAGUCGUGAGGAUUCGAUCACACUUACACAGGGAAGCGAACACUAUGCAAAAAGGGACCAGGAACUGAAAGAAAAUAAUUCGCCAAAGGUCUCCUUUACGGACCAACCUUUAGGAGGCAACACGCAAGUUUCCACAGAAACAGGGAAAGGCAGUGAUAAACACGUCGAAGAGCCCAACAAAGGCACAGGGGCAGACGAUAAUUCUGAGAUUGACGAGGAAACUAAGGCGAAACUGCAGAUGAUAUUUUGGUUGAAGCAGAAACGGGCAAGAGAGAAAAAAGAAAAACUGGAAAAACAGAAGAGUGAUAGAUUUAAAAAGUCCAAGGCUAGAAAACAGUUCCAUGACGCAAUAUGGAAGGUUCGCUGGAUCAUCCGCUUCAAGAUCCUGAUGAAAAACCUCAGUGCCAGAAAAACCACGCAGUCAGCCACAGAGGCGCAUUGGCACGCGACAAAUAUGGUCAAAGAAGACUUGGACAAGCCGCUGAUCUUUAACAAGUUGUUCUUUGCUAAGGACAGGGCGUACGACCGUGUGCCACACUGGGCUCAGGAAGUUCUCAGGAAAGAACCAGAUCAGAGAACAGACGUUGAGUGUAGGAGAAUACACGUGCUACUUCGCGGGUUGAAGGGAAUGAAUCGCUUCACAGAGAGAAUACAGCUAUAUAUGUGUAAAACUGCUUGGUAUCAGAGUAUCGACCCUCAGCGCGUGGUGUUACGUAACGGUCACGUGGGACAGCAGUUUUACAUCAUCUACUCAGGCUCCGUGUUCGUCAACCUCGACGAGACCACAAUUACUGGAGAGAAAAUAGUCCGUACCGAGGCUAUUCUGGGGAGAGGGGAGUCGUUCGGGGAACAAUCUCUACUCCGUAACGUCCUGCGUACGGCGACAAUAUCGUGUCGUGAGUGGUGUGAGUUUCUGGUGGUAGAGAAGGACGUCUUUGCCGAGGUCUGCCCCAAGAUAUUUGACGAGGAGCUGGCCGAGAAAGUGGAAUUCGCUAAACGACAAGCGAUGUUCAAGACAAAAUGGUGGCGAGAAGACGACAUAAAGAAUCUCUGUUUUGAGGCUCAAAUCCAAGAGUACAAGACGAACAAGGUGAUUGUGACUAAUAAUCUCGAGGACGAGUGGAUCUACAUCUGCAUGGAGGGUAAAUGCCGCGUUAUAAAAUGUUUAAUGCUGGACGAGGAUAUACGGCGGCGAGACAGCGAGCAUGUGGACGUGAAAGAACUGCCCCUUCUUGAGUGGGAAGAGGACAUUCCUGCACAUAGAAGGAAGGCCUCGAAUCAGGAUCAAGCAGAAACAAAAGAACAGAGAUUAGAAAGAGACAAGUCUCGCCUUCUCAACUCCAUGGGACUGAAAUUUAUGAACGAGGAAAAGGACACGGGACCGAAGAUAAUCGCCCAGGACAACAACGCUAUUUUGAAGAAAACCCUGGAGGGAGGGGUCGUCUCCCUGGACACGCUGAUUUUACAGAAGAAACGAGAGACGAAGGGAAGAGAGUUUAUCUACCUGGAGAUUGCCAAUUUGAACCCAGAGGAAGUAUUCGACCUGUUUACAAUCCUCCGUCCUCCCGACCCCAGAGCUAAGAAGCAGUCUUCCCUUCUCCUCGUCAGCUCCGGGGCCAAAAUGUUAAGAAUCCGCCGAGCAGCUUUCUUCAAGUUGGCCGCAGAAGAGGCAGUGGAUUAUGCGCUCUCUCUUGCGGCGAUUGACAAGUACCCUUCAGAUAUAGAGUUGCUGGAGUCAUACACUGACAAGGCUACUUGGGACGGGUACAAACAACAGGUUGUAGACGACGUGGUGAGUCCGUUACGUCAACAGGCACGGCGCAGCUACGUAAACAAAUACAUGGAGGUCAUGAACGACGCCAAGCGGAAACAGAAUGUUCGACUACUCUCAACCCUCAGGAGGAAGGAAAGGAAGAGUCGUGGCGGGAAUGCGACAACCACGAGUCUGGAGGAAUAUCAGAGGAGGCGCAGUUCGGUGUAUUCUAAAGACAGUCGAAUACAAAUUGAAGAGGUUGAUGAGCAACCAGAUAUUGUCGAAGAGAGCAGCCCAUCUUGAUCCCUGGGGUUGUCAUAAGGAAAAUUAUUUCAGUUUUAUUUUUCAUGGACACCCACCCAGUGACUUAAAGUGUGGCACCUAUGUACAGAGGUCAUACAUCUACGUACUCAUAACAUUCUACUUUUGUGGAUUAAAAGUGAUUUUUUUCCAUUAGUGACAUUACUUUUCAUUAAUACAUCUCAAAAGGAGCCCAGCGUUAGGGGGUUAUAUAUUUUGCUCCACCCUAACCCUAGAAUGAUAGUAAAAUUGGAGAACUACGCAAUCCCCCAAAUGUCCGUAUGGGCCAUAUUGCUACGCACAUGUACUGGACCUCGAGAGACAAAGCCCUCUCAGAGGCAAAAAAAAACUGUGAUAAAUCGGCAGCAGGAAAUAUUUUAUCUCAACAAAUGUGCAAAGACAAUCAUACCUUAGAUUUACAGCUGCAGCAUAGCGCAAUGUUAAUUGUUCUUCUUUGAAUAAAA